ACUGCGAGUGUCUGGUUUAUUUGAUUGCGUUAAGUGGCUAUUGGCUGUUGUUAUUUACGGGGUCAGAUGGUGGUCGCUAUUCGGAGAUUUCGUUAAUCGAGACGACGCGGCCUUCAGACUGUGUUCGUUCUGUACAUUUUAAAAGUAAAAGCAUUGUAGGACACAUUCUUUUCACUAAAACAAUGUUAUAGAGUUAACAAUAUGGAAUAUUUUGUUUUCAUUACUUAGAUAAAUCACAAGUUAUGGAGAUCAGGAAAUAAGGAGUAACUGGCUCCUAAAAUAUGACAUAUUUACAAAAAAGGUAAAGGGGUGGGUUAUGCCACCUUGGUGCCCAACCACCCCUUACAAGGGGUUAUUUAUACUAGUGCUGGCAUUCGUACUUUUAGAAUAUUUCUUCAAUACCUUCACAAAUUCAAAAAUUUACAAUUCAAACAAAUUGUCUCGGAAUGCUAAAGAAUUUCAGACAUACGGACCCCUUUUGAAGACUUUACUCUUUAAGAACAACAAAACCAAUUUGCAUAACAAUACGAUUAUAUACACAACGAAGAACGAAUCCUAUUAUAGUUAUAUUGUAACCGAACCGUCGUUUUCAACCAACAACCUCAAUAGCUUUCCUGUAACAUUAUCAGCUAUUAGUACUUCCACCAUCGAAAUAAAAAACGAUUCUAAAUUGUAUAAUUCAACGUUGCCGUUAUGUCCAGAUGACAUCUCUUCCAGUUUAGAUGGUAGAAUACCAAUAAUACGAAGUCCAGUACCAUCCGUUGAAGAAUUGGAGAACAGGUUCACCUGGCUCCAACCUGGUGGACAUUGGCAACCUCCGAACUGUAGAGUUUUAAAAAGUGUAGCAAUAGUAAUUCCGUUCAGAUGUAGAGGUGAACAUCUAUUGCUUUUUCUGCAACACAUGCAUCCAUAUCUUAAAAAGCAGCAAUUAGAUUACACCAUCUUUGUAAUAGAACAAGAUGGUGAUGGUCCUUUCAAUAGAGCUAUGCUAAUGAAUAUAGGUUAUAGAGAGGCUUUGGAAAUUAAAUGGUUUGACUGUUUUAUAUUUCAUGAUAUUGAUUUGUUGCCUGAGGAUGAUCGAAAUUUGUAUACUUGUCCAGAACAACCAAGACAUAUGAGUGUGGCUGUAAAUAUAUUUAAGUAUAAAUUACCGUACCCAGCAAUAUUUGGUGGAGUGUCUGCUAUUAGUACCGACCAUUUUAAAUUAUUAAAUGGAUUUUCAAAUUCGUUUUGGGGUUGGGGAGGUGAAGAUGAUGAUAUGUCUAAUCGAAUUAGAUACCACCAUCUUCAUAUUUCAAGAUAUCCUAUAAGUAUUGCUCGGUAUACAAUGUUGACGCACAAAAAAGACAAACCUAGUCCAUCUCGUUAUGAUAUACUCAAACAAGGUGAGCAACUUUAUGAUAAAGAUGGAUUGAAUAGUUUGAAGUACAAACGUAUUCAAAGGAAGUUCAAUUUGUUGUACACUUGGGUUCUGGUACGUAUCGACUCACCCAGUUGAUGAACAAACCUGACGUCAUAGAAUGUUCAAUUAGUGAGAUUAAAUUGUGAUGUAGAAUGAUUGUAAAACAGAAAAUGAUUCUAUGUUAGAUUUCUAUGUUAUGCAAUUAUUUGAUAAGGUUAAUUUAUCAAUGUGUGAAUAUACUCAAAUUUUGUUUUGUCAACUUUUAUUUCUGUUUAACAAAGUUGCUUAACUGUUAAGCGGUACAUAGAAUGACGCGAACUGUAGACCUCGCGCAACUAACAUCUUUGAUUAUAAAAUACAUGCUAACAAGAAUCUCAGAAACCGUAGAUUUUUUAUUUAUCAUACAUUUGGGACCGGAAGCAUGGUCACAACGAAAAAAGGUCGGAUUAUCAGAGGAAAAUUUUUAUUGACCCCUAACAUCACAAUAAAGUUGAUUGUGUACAGUAUAUACCGUACUAUAAAAAUUGUUAUCAUGCGAUAAGAUAUUGUUAAUCUGAAAGGAAGUUUAACAACACACAAUUGAUUUUCAUUUAAUUAAAACGUGAGAAAAAGGGUAAAAGUCUAUAAUGUUCUUUUGCUUAGCAGAAGACAACCUUUAUUUUGCCGCGAUGUUCCACCUUUUCCUAAUUCACAAAAUAUCUAUAGGGGUAGACGCAGAGAUUUGUUCGAUGUACUGAAGGGCUGUAUCAAAAGAAUUUUUAGCAUGUGUAUGCGGUACUCGAGCCAUACUCAUUGUCUUUGUUUUCGUCAUCGUUCUCGUUCCCAUCGGUUGUUCGAGUUAGAAAGUCAAUGAUUCGAUCGUCAGUUAAUUCUUCUUCCAUUGUGCAGUCAACGUCAGCUGUACUGAUCCUCUCAUUUACGUCACUGGGCUCAACAUUCGGUUGUAAAAUUUGCAAAUUCCUCAAAAUUGUUUAAGUGUCUUUCGUCAUUUGUUGCACGGGUUGUUUCAUCUUCACUCGACAUUUCGAAGCAAAAAUGCCGUUAAUCCUAGCAAAUGAUUUCAGAUAUUUGUCUCAGGGAGUUAGUCACCAAUUCUUGAGUUUUCAAAUGGGUUUGUUUUCUUUAUAACUUACUUGGAUCCCUCUAUUAUAUAAAAACUCAGCAACACGAACAAAUUCUAUCAGACUUUCACUCAGAAAAGUCAUUUUUGUCGUCAUUUGAUUUAUAAUUAUUAAAUACCGUGUGCAACUACAAACCACCUUAUUUUUCUAGUACAGAAAAAUCAGGUUAUGUUUUUGACAUUCUGUGGCGUACAGCGCGUUAAAAAAGUGUGUUGGUUAACUUCAACGUCACGAGCGCGGUCAUUGUGUGCAUUAUCACGGUUUCUCAACAAAGUGAACUAACUUUGAUAUUUAUGAACGUCUACAGCGGGUUCAUUCUAUCUACUGCAUAAUGUUGAAAACUACUUAAACACUGAAAGAUAAAUAGGAUUAUGUAAAUUUAAGUAUUCAUCUCAUUGUAUAUUCUUUUUAAUGUUGCAUCAUUUUUACUUGAAUAUAAAAUUCCUCCUAUUUCAAAUUUCUGUUAUUAUUUGAGAUUUGAAUGGAAAAUGAAGUCAAUAUUAGUAUUAGUAUUUGAAAAUGAUAAAAGCUUACUAAUGGAAAAACUUGAUUGUAUUUAUGAAAUAUAUUUCGACAUAUACUUUGAAGUUCAAUAACUACCUUAUUUUUCUAAUGUAACACCCUAUAUGUUAAGCAGGCUAGAAAGGUUAUAUUGUUGUGUUCUGGAACAUUCUGAAGAACUUGCAAGACUAUUAUAGGGCUUCGAAUUGGCGAGAGUAGCACAUAAGGGAUAAGAUGCCAAAAUUUAUAAACUGGUUUAAGGGAUAACACCACUGUAGAGCCCGGUUUUUGAUAAGAAGUCAGAAUUUAUAAAGAGGUUUAAGGGGUAACACCACUGUAGAGCCCGGUUUUUUCCAAAAAAAAACUUUAUAUCGAUGCAAAACCUAAUUAGAUAACUAUUAUACAUGCGUUCAAGUAAUUAAAUUAAUUUUUACAGAGGGUUCAAAAACAAAUUGGCGUCAAUAAAGAGCUAUAAGCAUAAGAGGAAUUUUUAUGGAGGCCCCCACUACCACCAACUUUCGUGGUAGCUAUUAAUGUGAAACAUAAAAAUCAAGUUUUUAAUAAUGUUUGAACUAAAAGCAAGAAAACUACAUAGAGGUUAAAAAAAGUUCCCUAUGCCUACGUAGUUCCCUAGAAAAUGAUGUUAUAAAGCUUCUGUCACGGUUUUAAAUCAAUCGUAUAAAAAUUGGAUGAACAAUUGUGGUGGUAGUGUUAAAAAAUUAAAUAUUAUAAUGAUUUUAUGAUAAUAUUGUUUCUGAGAAAAAAAAUCAAUGGAAUUUCAACCACAUACAUAUACACCCUAUUACUGUAGUUUGUUACACCCUCUACAUCUUUAUUAUAAAUGAAAAGGUAUGUUCAUUACCUGAUAUAUACCAUUCAAUUCAACAAAGGAAAAUUCUUUUUCCAUUUUUUCUUUACUUUAAUUCUAAAUUUAGAAUUUAGUUACAUUUUGUACUUAGUCUAUUUUGUCAUCAUAUUUGUGUAUAUAACAAUUUUUCAAAUAAAACAUGUAUGUAAGUGUA
Diorhabda sublineata is the source of this 4046-nucleotide messenger RNA. RefSeq names its product beta-1,4-N-acetylgalactosaminyltransferase bre-4. The coding region runs from base 317 to 1498 and encodes 393 amino acids. Gene Ontology annotation, molecular function: N-acetyl-beta-glucosaminyl-derivative 4-beta-N-acetylgalactosaminyltransferase activity. NCBI's taxonomy places the organism in Eukaryota, Metazoa, Arthropoda, Insecta, Coleoptera, Chrysomelidae. The transcript has 6 exons. Gene Ontology annotation, biological process: glycosphingolipid biosynthetic process; carbohydrate metabolic process. The record is from RefSeq and is a predicted model, not a curated record.